GCUCAUCCAGCCCCGUUAGUUGCGAUCACGGUGACGAUAGAUUCUCCAUCUCUUAAGAUGCUGCGGUGAUUUGUCUCAUCCGUCCACGCCAAGUGUGGCACACUCGCUUCGGGGUAGAAAGCUUUCUUCUGCUCUGUUGUCUCUUGUGCCUGCUCUCAUUUUGCCUUCGAUCUCAGUUAGCUUUUUUCGCAAUGGGGUACGAGAAAGAAAUCAUCCGGCCCGGGAACGGCGUGAAACCUAACCGCGGCCAAACCGUCACUGUCCACUGCACCGGCUAUGGCAAGAAUAGGGACCUGAAUGAGAAGUUCUGGAGUACAAAGGACCCUGGCCAGAAGCCCUUCCAGUUUGAGUUAGGGAUGGGUCGAGUGAUCAAAGGUUGGGAUGAAGGUGUGAUGAGCAUGAGCAUUGGCGAAAUUGCUCGUCUCAAGUGCUCACCUGACUAUGCUUACGGAUCAGGGGGUUUUCCGGCAUGGGGAAUCAUGCCAAACUCGGUGCUCGUUUUUGAAAUCGAGGUGCUCAGCGCCCAGUGAAUUGAAUCGCAGAGUUAGUUACAAGCUAUGUUUAAGGUGUUCUGUAGUGUAAGUAGGAAUGCCAGCGAUGCUUCAAGUUGAGAAUUGUUCUGGAACGAUGGGGCUCAUGGCUUGGAACUACUCAUCAAAUGUGAGUGGCUUGCAUUACUUUCUCUUUUGCACUGCUCAAGGACGAAGAGAUGGUUGUAUUCCUGUGCUUUGUAAGUGCAAGCUCUUUUGAUGGAAUGGAUUGAGUGUGUACAGAAAAAAAGCAA
Messenger RNA from Physcomitrium patens, 784 nucleotides. RefSeq names its product peptidyl-prolyl cis-trans isomerase FKBP12. NCBI's taxonomy places the organism in Eukaryota, Viridiplantae, Streptophyta, Bryopsida, Funariales, Funariaceae. Gene Ontology annotation, molecular function: peptidyl-prolyl cis-trans isomerase activity. Gene Ontology annotation, cellular component: cytoplasm. The record is from RefSeq and is a predicted model, not a curated record.